GUGAGUGACGUCACAUGUGCCACUGCGAACGUGGGCUCUGGUUGUUGUCAGCCGUGGUUAUGGAGAUGAGAUGGGAGUGCAAGCUGUCAACAUUAGGGUGAUGUUUGUGUGUUCAUCUUAGGGAUGCCUAGAAAGAUUGGAUUUGUUGUGGUCAACUCUUCAAGUCAAGAGGAUAACUUCACUGCCAAGGAGCUCAUGGUCCAUGCGCCCACUGUCAAUGGCUGGAGAUCCAGCAGACAGUGCACUUACCCUCAACACAUCACCCUCCAGCUGGUGGAAAGAUGUAGGGUGAGGAAGCUGCAGCUUUUGGCUCACCAGUAUCUUAUCCCAGCCAAGGUGGAGUUCCACAUUGGUGACACUCUUCCAGAAACAAGCACCCCAGUAUUCUCAGGGCAGCUACGCAGACUCGGGUAUGUGCCUUUGUCAGACAAUGAGAAGACGGGCUUCAAAGCUCGAGAGCUGAAGUCCAUUCAUGUCGAUGCAGUUGGAACGUACUUGAAAAUAACCUUUCAUAGGAACUAUAUCAACCGCUACAAUCACUACAAUCAGGUUGCUUUGGUUGCUGUUAAUGUUCUAGGAGACCCUGUGGAUGCCAACGCCUUUCACACAAUCCCAAGCAGAGUCCAGCUGAUUGAACACUACCUCAACAGUACCCAGCUUGAAGCCGCCUUGAACACGACCCUCAUGGGUAAAUGUGAGUCUAUCUCCCCCUUGGAUGACCUGGCGUUUGACAUGUACCAAGACCCGGAAGUCGCUCACAUCAUCCGUCUUCUGGACCAAAAGAAGCAGGACAUGGUCCAGCAAGAGAAAUAUGAGCAGGCCAAGAACCUGAAACAAGCCAUCGCUGACCUACAGAAGGUGGGUGAACGUUUGGCUCGUUACGAUGUGGAGAAGCGCGGUGCCAUCGAAAAAGAAGACUAUGACUUAGCUAGAAAGAAGAAGGAGCUGAUGAAGGAGUACAGAAAAUCUGUCUAUGAACAGCUAGAGGUCUACAACCUUCUGGACAUGACUAUGGUCACUCAGCAGCCACUAGUGAUCACAAGGGCAACAGAUUCAUCCUCAGACCCGGCACCGUCCUCCAGUCUGACAUCUCCAGGUCAUCGUUCAGCCUCGACUAAGCCUCUUGUGUCCACAGAAACGUUUAGAAAAGAGAGGAAACCUGACGUUAGCCAGAAUCAACAGUCGGACACGGAAGCUGUUGUGCUAGCAGUUACCAGCCAGUCUGACAAACCGUGCAGUUCUCUUCCUGUAUCCAAGAAAGAUGUAAUUGCCACACAUCACAGCCUCCUUCCACACCAUGAGGUCACGCCUGUUCCGUAUGAUGAGAGGCCACUUCCAGCCCUUCAGAAGAAUGAACGACCGGUGGAGGCUGCCCAUGUCCCCGCAGAGCAGGAGUCUCCUCAACCUAAUGCUAGCAAGGGUCAACUCAGCCCUGAGAACAGUGGAGGGCUAGAGCCCCUGACAGAGAACGCACAGAGAGAGGCUGGCUUGCCCAUAGAGGUUUAUGGGGAAAGUUUGGUGGCUGGAGCAUACUCCAAAUCCUGGUCCCAUAGAGAAGAUGCUCUGCUGGCUGUGUACAAGAGACUUUUGGAGGUACCACCCUCCACCCACAAAGAGGAGCUGAGAAACUUGAUAAGAGCUGCUGUACUCCUGCUUAAGAAGGGCCUCCUGGAUAAAGUAUCUGCAGUUUUCCAGAUGUCUCUGAAACUCCUGGGACUUCUUCUGAGCCAGCUGAUCCCUGGUUCGGGGUUGGGACGGGGCGAGAUGAGCCACUGCUUGGAGCAGACCUGGUCCAACCUGCUGGCUAGGACCGGAGACUCAGCCGGCCGCAUCCGCACCGCAGCCACUGCAUUCAUACAGGAAAUUGCUUCCCUGAAGGAGGUCCGGGCCCUACAGGUGAUCUCUGGUGAACUGGUGAAGCCCUUCAAAUCCAACUUCCCCUCUCGUUCGGCUCAGAGUCGGGCCGAGCUGCUGGAGAAGCUACUUGCUGAACUCGGUACAGACAACUCAGGCUUCACGUUGGACAAUGUGAUGACGUUCUGCGCGGCAGCGCUGGAGCACAGCGCACCGACAGUUCGGGAGCUGACGGUGCGCAUCAUCUUAUCCAUGUACCAGCAACACAGAGCCGCCGUCCUCAGCUACCUCCCAUCCACCGAUGCUGCCUCCAGGAAGAACUUUCUCUACAAAACCCUUUUUGAAGGCUUUGCCAAGAUUGACGGGAAGCCGGUGCAUACUCAGACUCUAAGGAAGGGCGGUGGACAGCAGGAGACCCAGAAGGAGAAGGAGAUUCACUCUCUACAGGAGCAACUGGCUGCCUUAAAAGAAAUCACAGAGACAGUUCCUGAAGGGAGCAAAGGACAAACGGCCAAAAGGGGAAUUCCCAAAGCAGAGAAAGACUCCCAUAAAUCUGGCAAAGCAACUGUCCCAAAAGUGCCCCAGAACAAGAAAAGAGUCGGUGAAGAUGUCCAAGAAUCCCUCACCUCUCUGGACAACUUGUGCAUAUUCUGCGGUCAAAAGGACGAGACAUUCACAGAAGACGGACUGGACCUACAUUACUGGAAACACUGUCCAAUGCUGCGGCGCUGUGAUGAAUGCAGACAGGUAGUGGAGAUCGCCGGCCUCACGGAGCACCUGCUGGGCGAGUGUGAGCGGCGCCUCAGGUUCAGCCACUGCCCGCGCUGCUCGGAGGCCGUGGCCACCGAGGACCUGGCUCGCCACGUUCAGGGUCCCGCCUGCAAUCCCCCCAUAUCAGGGAAAGACUCCAACCAUUGUCCUCUGUGUCACAACAACUUCAGUCCCGGGGAGAAGGCCUGGAAGGCUCACCUCAUGGGCAGGGAGGGCUGUAAACAAAACUCACGCAGGACUGCGGUGACCCAGAGAACCCAGCCAGCACAAGGCAGGGCCGUCGGUGGAGCUAAGAUGAAGCAGGCCUGGUCAGUGGGGGCGGGAGGCCGAGCCGUUGGCAGAGGCAGCCGGAUCCCUUCGCUGGCUAAAGGGCACGCUGCACGGAAGGUUUGAGGCUACGCUCACUACCCAGUGGUGGAGCCCAGAAGCAGCAAACAUGCCUGAAGUACAAACACUCCACUCCUUCCACACUUCCUGGAUUUGUAUUCAUACAAAGACUAAUUUUGUCAUUCAAAGUAAUUUAAGCAUAAGGUUUCAGAUGUGUGACCUCGUGAUUUCACAAGGAAUUGAUUCACUGAUUCCAAGGAAAUGUAUGUUUCUCAAAUAGUCCAUAAAACCUCCACAGAUUAGGCAGCCACAGUAAUAUUAUAGGAGGACUUGUAGUUAUGAGAAGCCUCGGUUCUUUAUCUGGACACUAAUCAGUCAGUGAAUCUCCUCGUGGGUGGAUAACAAGGCAUGGAAACGCACAUGUGACUGAUACCUGGGUAAACUCCCUGUGAGAGCAGUAAUACGAGUUGUACGGGAAUGACACAUCAGAUCCAGUACAUUUCCAAAGCCAUUAGCAAGCUGAAUGUAGCUUUAUGCUCAGCAUCACACUUUGCCAUCAGUUUGCUCUUCAUUUCCAUUUCUUAUUUCAAUAAGAUGAGAGGCCUGACCUAGCACUUAGCCAAAGGGACGAUGCUGCGCUGCUCAUCGUUAGGAUAAAACGGACCUAAUUUAUUUUUCAUUUCAUGCCAACCAACAAUCUUGAUUAGAGAGCACAGUUUUACAUUCCACACAUCUAGUGUUGUGUGGAAGACAGAAGGUCAAAGUUGAAAGAACCACAGGAAUUACGAUAAAUAUUUGUGGUAGUAUUUUUCUACUUUGGAACAGAUUUAUAUUGUUGUUUUAAACGUCUUUUAACAAUCUGUGAAUUAAAGGAAAAAAAAUAUUCAACUAAAACUAUAAUUCAGUUAGUACUUUUAUUGCUAGCACUACACAUUACGUAUGACAGUGUUGGCUGCGAUGCAUCAAUGACAGUAAAGGAACCCAUCCAGGAACAAGUCAAAGAGCAUCAGGUGCUUUCUGUCUUUUUAAUAGAGAAUUGCAAGUAAUUUAUUAACACGUGUGCCAUCUGUUACAAUAGUUAUAAAAUAAUAUAUGUUCAAUCCAUCACAUUUGCUGUAAUAAACUUCUGUGCUGAGGUGUGUUGCAACAGUGAAUAAUUAGUUGGGUUUCAUGUUAUUCAGCACGUCUGAAUAAUUUUACAUACAACGGCAGAUUUUUCUGUGAACGCAUCUAUUUGUUUAAAUAAAGCCAAACUAAGCUUAA
Molecule: messenger RNA, 4215 nt
Organism: Betta splendens (Siamese fighting fish)
Lineage: Eukaryota; Metazoa; Chordata; Actinopteri; Anabantiformes; Osphronemidae
Gene: cep104
Product: centrosomal protein 104
Exons: 22
Coding region: 124-3018 (964 amino acids)
Cellular component (GO): cilium
Source: RefSeq, a predicted model, not a curated record